AUGUAUGAUCGUGAUAGGGAACAAGCUUUGCUCAAAGAGAUGGUAAAUUUUCAAGGUGAUGGAUUGCUCUGUAACGCAGAAGAGAGAUUUAUCAGUGAUAAGUAUGCUGCUAGGUUCUCGGAACUAGCAAAGUUUUAUCCUCAUUAUAGUGAAGCAACUGCUGAAUUUUUCAAAUGCAUCAAGUUUGAAAACAGGCUAUGCCCAGAAAUAAAGGGAAUAAUUGGAUAUCAGAAAAUUCAUAAGUUUCCGGAUUUAGUGGAUAGAUGCAGAACUUACGAAGAGGAUAGUAAGGCUCAUUACAAGGCCAUGAGUGUAAGAGUGGAAAGCAACAACAUAAUCGUGGGAAACCUUACAAUGCUCCAGAUAAUAAAGCAUGAGAUAGCUGAAUGUAGACACAAACAAGUAAUAUGUCUUAACUAUGGUGAAGAAGGACAUAUCGGUGCUCAAUGUCAGAAACCGAAGCGAGCUCAGACCGGAGGGAAAAUUUUUGCUUUAGUUGGGACUCAGAUAUCUAGCGAAGACCGUUUGAUCAGAGGUAUAUGUUUCAUUAAUAGUACUCCUUUAAUUCUUAUUAAUAUCAGUGCUACUCAUUAUUUUAUUGCUGCUGAUUGUGUGGAACGGUUGAGUCUUGUCUUGUCCUCUAUAAAGGGAGAAAUGGUUGUCAAUACUCCAUCUAAGGGAUUAGUGACUACUUCUCCUAUAUGUUCGAAGUGUCCUUUGUCAAUUUUUGAUAGACUUUUAUGUGGACUUAGUCUGUUUACCGUUGAACGGUCUCGAUACGGAGAAACUGGGUUCUUAUCUUCUAGUCAGUUAAAUGAGUUGAUGAAAGAUGAAGCUCAGGUGUUUGCAUUAAUGGCCUCUUUGUCUGUUGAGAAUCGGGCUACUAUUGAUGAAUUAACAGUAGUGCGAGAAUUUGCCAAAGUUUUUCCAAAUAAAAUUCCAGAUGUGCCGCCAGAAAGAGAAGUGGAAUUUACUGUUGAUCUUGUCACUAGCACCAAACUUGUUUCUAAGGCACCAUACAGGAUAUCAGUAUAUGAAUUAGUAGAGUUGAAGAAGCAAUUAGAAGAACUGCUUGAAAAGAAAUUUGUGAAACCAAGUGUGUCGCAUUGGGGAGCUCCGGUGUUGUUAAUAAAGAAGAAGGACGAUAGUAUGAGACUCUGUGUUGAUUACUGA
This is a messenger RNA of Vicia villosa (hairy vetch), 1173 nucleotides long. RefSeq lists its product as uncharacterized. The transcript has 4 exons. The record is from RefSeq and is a predicted model, not a curated record. Bases 1 to 1173 code for a protein of 390 amino acids. Lineage: Eukaryota; Viridiplantae; Streptophyta; Magnoliopsida; Fabales; Fabaceae.